This is a messenger RNA of Nicotiana attenuata, 1096 nucleotides long. RefSeq names its product cyclin-dependent kinase inhibitor 1. The transcript is spliced from 4 exons. Lineage: Eukaryota; Viridiplantae; Streptophyta; Magnoliopsida; Solanales; Solanaceae. The coding region runs from base 324 to 869 and encodes 181 amino acids. The record is from RefSeq and is a predicted model, not a curated record. Gene Ontology annotation, cellular component: nucleus. Gene Ontology annotation, molecular function: cyclin-dependent protein serine/threonine kinase inhibitor activity. Gene Ontology annotation, biological process: negative regulation of cyclin-dependent protein serine/threonine kinase activity.
AAGAACCACAAUCGGACGAAAUUUGUUCUCAUCCUCACCCUCUUUUUCUCUAUCUCUCUUCUCUGCAAAAGAAGGUCUGCUCAGUGAGUACUUUAAUUUAAGGGAAAGUAAAUUUCUGAAAUUCUUGUUCAGAGCUUCUGUUAUAGAAUUGAAGAUAGAGAGAUUUCAUUAGUUUGUGUACGAUCGAGGAGGGUCAGCGAGCUCAAAUACUAAUAAUUGAGUUCGAAAUUCAAUAUUUAUAGCUAAUUAGCAUAUAUAGAAUCUACGCUAUUGUUAUUGAAUAAAGCCUACGUCUACAUAUGGUAAAUAAGUGAGAGGAAUUGAUGGGAAGGUAUAUGAGGAAGUGCAAGGGAAUUGGAGAGGUGACAAUUAUGGACGUGUCAGAUGAUGUAGAUUUGGACGUGCCGACUAUGACGACGAAAAAGAGGAAGUUAUCAAGUGAUGGAGAUGUGAAGCUCAUAUCUCCUGCUCUACUUCGCUGCAGAAGUCAGUCCGGAGUCGGAGAUGCGCAGGCCGGAAGUUUGGUUUCUCCGGCGAGUUCGGUUAAUUUAAAUGAUGCUUCUAACUUAGAUCAGGAUUUAGCGUCUUGUUGCUCAAGGAAUGGAUCAACGGAGGUAACAAAGAGCAAUGCAAAAUCCCUAGAUCUGAAUGAGAACAAUGUGGUAGCGUCUGCAGAAAGUAAGGAGGAGAAAUUAUCAAGCGAGCGUCAACGAACGCCGGAGAAAAUGCCGUCUGAAAAAGAGAUUGAAGAUUUUUUUGCAGUUCGCAAGAAAACUAUAUUUAAACGAUUUAGAGAAAAGUACAACUUCGACUUUGAGAAGGAGGAGCCAUUGGAAGGUCGCUACGAAUGGGUUCGAAUAGCAAGUUGAAGACUGACCACAACAGUAUCAGUUGCUGCUGCUUCUUUAUUUAUUUUUGCUGGUACUACACCAAUACCUUGUUUAGGUGUUCGUGCUUUUCUUUCUAAAUAAUAAUUAUUCUUUUGUCUUUUUUAAUUGAGGACUAGGAUUUUGGAGAUGAACAAUUAAUAGUGGAUUAACAAUGUAGGCAGCUCGCAUCCAACUUUCUUCGUCUUCAAUUCAUAUAUUAUUAAGUA